This is a messenger RNA of Perca fluviatilis (European perch), 2962 nucleotides long. RefSeq names its product RERG/RAS-like b (gene rerglb). The transcript has 5 exons. The coding region runs from base 223 to 840 and encodes 205 amino acids. The record is from RefSeq and is a predicted model, not a curated record. Gene Ontology annotation, molecular function: GTPase activity; GTP binding. NCBI's taxonomy places the organism in Eukaryota, Metazoa, Chordata, Actinopteri, Perciformes, Percidae.
CAGCACACACACAGACGCAGAAGAAGAGGGGGGGUGCUUAUUUUCCCUCCUCUCCCUCCCUCCGGCUUUAAAAAAGUGCAACAGCCCAUUGAAGAGGAAAAGAGGGGGGCAGUCCUGUACUUCCAUCCAGCCUGGAUUGUAAGGAGCAUUUAGUGUGCCGACACUAACCCAGAUACCAGACACAACACACAGAGCCAGCUGAGGACCUGACAGAGCACAGGCAUGAACGACAUCAAGCUGGCCCUGCUGGGAAGCCAGGGGGCUGGGAAAUCAGCUGUCCUUGUACGGUUCCUGACCAGGCGCUUCAUCGGUGAAUAUGCCUCUAACGCCAAUUCCCUAUACCAUAAAAGGCUGUCAAUCGAUGGCAGGCAGCUAAAUCUGGAGGUUUUUGACCCCUGCUCUCAGAGCUCAGAGGCCAGGUGUAUACUGGAGGAGCCGGUGGACUGGGCAGAUGGCUUUGUGGUGGUGUACAACAUCAGCGACUGCACUUCCUUCAUUAACGCCAAGAACAUCCUGCAGCAGAUUCGGGAGGCGCGCUUGAAAAACUGCAAAGGGGAGGUGGAGGUUCCUGUGUGUCUGGUGGGUAACAAGCAGGACCUGUGUCACGCCCGGCAGGUGGGUGAGGACGAGGGCCGCUGCCUGGCUCAGGAGAACCGCUGUCACUUCCAGGAGGUCUCAGCCGCCGAGAGCUACCAGGACAUCGCCAACCUCUUCACCCAACUCAUCCGGCAGGUGAUGGAGCACCUCAAGUACAGAGCCGACCGACGACGCUACAGCGGCUCCAAGUCGAUGGCCAAGCUCAUCAACAAUGUGUUUGGCAAGAGGAGGAAGUCAGUGUGAUGGUCCCAGGGAAGUCAGCUGGGGGAACUGAAGGACCCCUGUUAAAGGGAACAUGCUGGGUCUGAAAACUGUUACUACAUCGGUCCAAACAGUAACCUCAUGUUCACACUGUGGGCAACAUGUAUAGUUGGUGGGAAGGCUUGGACGGUGUCCACAUUUACAGACAAAUAUGAGUCUGUCCCACAUCUUUGUCUUUGGUUUUUCAUACAAUGUGUUUCCCUGCUUUGAGCAAAGAUUUCCAAAGGACUAAUUAUGUUGUGAUUGUUGACGAGGGCAGUGGUUCUCAACCUGGGGGUCGGGGCUCUAAUAAGGGGUCGCAAGAUGAUUAACAGAACAGGUAAACAUAAAAGAAAACACAUUUGUGCUAAACAAAAGUUUUUAUUCAAACUUUUCUCUUAAAUUUCGAAUGUAAAUCCCACAAACACACACACACGCACACACACACACACACACACACACACACACACACACACACACACACACACACACACACACACACACACACACACACACACAAACAUGUACACAACCUGUACACUUAAACAUGAAAAGGAGUUUCAAGUUGAGUUUUAAGGGACCAAGUUGAAAAGGUUGGGAACCUGGGCUAGGUUAUUGUUCAAAUUAUUUCAAUAUUGGACAAUGCCAGUACUGAGUUUCAGUAUCAAUACAACAUAUCUUUUUUGAUAUCUUACUUUUCUGAGUAUUACUGUAACAUUAAUAAUUAUUCUAUACAAUACCUUUUUUAUUUUUAUUUAAAGGCCUUUCAAACCCAGAAACCCAGACACAAUUUUUCACUCAUUCUGGCUAAUACUGGCUCGCUCUCCUCAGGUUGAAGUUGGUUGGAGUGACACUGGUAGUUAUGUGAGGUUAUUGAACGCCAUAAGAGAAUGAAAAACAGGCUAAAUUGUCCCAGGUGCAACAAAGGAAAUAUCAAUCAAGCACAGUCUGUACUUGCACAGGUCUUUCAUAAAACAAAAUUUUGUAAUUGUGUGCACAUUCCACCUUCUGGCAGGUGCAGGACAAAUGAAAGUACUAUAAACGAAAAAAAUGUAAUGUCCGCAAUACUGCUUUAAACUCCCAUAUUUAAUAUCAAUGCAACGUUAGGGUCGAAACGUUGCAUUGAUAUUAAAUAUGGGAGUUUACAUUACAUUUUCUUCUUUCAUAAAACAAGCCAGAUUAUUUAUUACAGUACAAGUGAAACUUUGCAUAAAUAUGGCCUAAAACCAUCAAAUCUUAAAUCUGUAAAUAUCCUUAUUAAUAAGAAUCAAACUAACCACGCAGUGCCAACGUUCACUACUUAGCAUGUUUGAUGCAGACACACAGUUUGUUCCAAAAAUUAACAAACCUUAUGUUGACAUCGACAGCUACUAUUCAAGCAUCCUUAUUGGCUGGUUUACCGCUGUCUAGUUUUUCACAUGAAACAUCAGACUCGUAUUGGACCGGGGAGCUUUGAUUGGCUGUAAUCAGCUUCUCCUCUCACAUUGUGAACUCACCGGUUACUUUGAGCAUCUCUCUCAUUGAUUUAGACAGAUAUACCAUUGCUGUUAAACUGCCAUUCUGCAUUGUAAUGUGGGGAAAAAUGUCUGUUAGGCUCAGUGUUGUUGCUCGGUGGUUUUAUAUUGUUUUAGGAGGGAAAGGGCACGUUUAGAUGCAUUCUUCUGAUGCUUAUUAGAUUUAGUUUUUUUCAUAAUACUCUUUUGGAAGCCAUAGUGUUUGCUUAUAGUUGACUAUUAUUACUGGUAUAUCAUUUGUAACCAUUCAUUAAUCUGAUUUAUUGUGUCAAUACAUAUAUUAAUAAUAUAUACAGUAAUUGUUGUAUUUAUUUGGUCUUUUCACAGAAUCAGAACUGAAAACAUCUUGAAUUUGAACUCAUGACUAUUAAAGUUUAUAAAAAACAAAACACUACCAUACCAAUUAAGGGCAUGAACUCAUUCAACGAUGUGCUGUUGUUCUUCUUAAAUUCAGUUAUGUCACCACGAUGCUGUAAAGAACGAAUGUACCACCCUUCUGGGAAAAUAAUUUCACAUAUGCAGUUUUUUUUUGUAGGUGAAUGUUACUUUUGUAAAUACUGUGAAAACAUCAGCUGUUCCAGAGGAAAUUAAAGUUAAACAUUGCUUAAUAA